Molecule: messenger RNA, 1581 nt
Organism: Pelobates fuscus (common spadefoot toad)
Lineage: Eukaryota; Metazoa; Chordata; Amphibia; Anura; Pelobatidae
Gene: ADM
Product: adrenomedullin
Exons: 4
Coding region: 99-686 (195 amino acids)
Biological process (GO): adenylate cyclase-activating G protein-coupled receptor signaling pathway; positive regulation of heart rate; adrenomedullin receptor signaling pathway
Cellular component (GO): extracellular region
Molecular function (GO): hormone activity; adrenomedullin receptor binding
Source: RefSeq, a predicted model, not a curated record
AGCUGAGUUCACUCUCACCUUGGAUCUGGAUUACAGCAACUCUCCUUCUCUGCUGACACAAUCUGUGGAUUAUUAGCACUUACAGGGUUUAUAUCAGAAUGGAACUUACUCACAUCAUCCUUCUCCAUCUGAGUUACCUGGCUGUCCUGGGUUCAGCUGCAGCGAUAAUGGAAUUGAGAAAAGACCAAAAAAUGUGGGGUUUAAUAGAACAGCAUCGGAUCAGAAGAGAUUUGCUGAGUGAUACCCAGAAUUCUGCACAACUAACUGAUGAAACGUCCCAAUCCGCUUUGAUCAAGCCGGAGGAUAUAAUGGACCCCCUGGUUCCUUCCAGCAGUAACGCUGCCCACAUUCGUGUGAAGAGAUACAGACACAGCUCAAACCAUUUUAACAACGUCCACUCUCUCCGAGUGGGCUGCAGGUUUGGAACAUGCACUAUUCAGAACCUGGCCCAUCAGAUCUACCAGUACACCGACAAAGACAAGGACAGCACAGCACCGGCCAGGAAGAUCAGCUCCCAGGGCUACGGCCGCAGGAGAAGGUCUGUCCCAGACAACAGACUUCUCCUAACUCUGGUCGAUGGUAAACUAACCCCAUCAUGGGUUCGCACCAGCCAGACAUCUAGACCUGACCAGGAGAGAGACACCUGGAGAAAGGGCAAGUUAUGGGGAGCCCUGCUCAGCACUUAAACCAGACUGUACCAUAUCGAACGCAACUGGAUUUGGGGCUAAAUCUCUGCCCUGGAGGGCUAGUGAAACUGCAGGUGCCAACCAAGAGAUGCACAGACAGAGCUGAGAAGGAAAAGAUGAGCCAAAAUUGCCUUAAAGUAUUGACUUGGAAUGAAGAAUUGCAUCGUUGUGGUCUGGUCGCGGUUCGUCCAGAUUUUUGGACAUUUCACCAACCAUUUGAGGAUUUCUAUGGCCAACACAGGAUGUAGUAAUUUUGCACUUGUAAGGACGAUUUGUUGAACUUGGCACUGAAUGGACAUGAAAUGCAGAACUGAAUGCUAAUCGAGGAGUGCUGGGGGUCUUCCUGUUAAACGUUUGGUUGCAAGAUCCCUGUACUCGUCACCAGAGUUGGGAGCACUCACCUAUGCUCAGUGCUGUAGGGGGUAGGUGCUGCAAUACAUAGGCCGGGCGAUUUGCAAUUUGGAUUUGCCACAACAAGUCUUUAUAAAGCUGAACGGACAGACCUCAUGGGCUACGUUGCCCCAAUUUCUUUAACUUCUGGUUACUGGAGAAGCCGGCUGUAAUGCAGGUAUCUCUGGAAGCACAUUAAUUCCCCAACCCCUACCCACCUCCUCCUGUUCUAUUAUUGCCAAUGGACUUGUUACAGAGACUCUAAUCCCGAUUACUUGUAAAGGGCAGUCUGGAUAAAAUGUAAUUGGUUCCUUGUGAACUUUACCAAAUACUUGAACUUCAACCUUAAAGUGCAAUUUUUUUUAUUUUAACGUGCGUGUGUGUGUGUGUAAGUCAGAUUCCUAUAUUUAAAAUGCUACUGUUUAUAUGUUGUACGUCUUCAAAACAAAAGUUAUUUUUUUACGUUCUAUUUUAUCUAAGGGCAUUAUAUCGCUUAUUUUAUUAA